Juglans microcarpa x Juglans regia is the source of this 1183-nucleotide messenger RNA. RefSeq names its product clathrin light chain 3-like. Gene Ontology annotation, biological process: clathrin coat assembly; clathrin-dependent endocytosis; intracellular protein transport. The coding region runs from base 75 to 983 and encodes 302 amino acids. Gene Ontology annotation, molecular function: clathrin heavy chain binding; structural molecule activity. NCBI's taxonomy places the organism in Eukaryota, Viridiplantae, Streptophyta, Magnoliopsida, Fagales, Juglandaceae. The transcript has 3 exons. Gene Ontology annotation, cellular component: clathrin coat of coated pit; plasma membrane; clathrin coat of trans-Golgi network vesicle. The record is from RefSeq and is a predicted model, not a curated record.
ACGCUUGUGAUUCACCGAGACCUUCGGGCGGAGCUUUCGAGCCGUGUCCGAAAGAGAACGUCAACCAGAAAACCAUGUCAUCGUUCUCAGGGUCAACCCGCCCCUUCGACGACGACGGGUACAUUGGCUACGAUCCUCGCCUCUCGUCUCAGCGAUUCCAUUCCUUCUCGGCCUUCGAUGCAGAAUCGGUUAAAGACUCGGCCGGUGACUCUUCCCCGAUCUUCGCCAACCAAUCAUACGGUACCGGAGACGACGUUUUUUCCACGCAGCCGGUACCGGAGACCCCAUCGCCGCCUUCUAUGUACUCCACCGGCGGAGGAUUCUCGGAGUUAUCGCCGGAGCAGAACGGCGGGGGCUUUGAUGAAGGUUUUGGCGCGUCGGACGGUCCGAUCUUGCCCCCGCCGGCAGAUAUGCAACCGGAGGAGGGCUUUGCUCUGAGAGAGUGGCGCAGAGAGAAUGCGAUUCGACUGGAAGAGAAGGAGAAGAAGGAGAAAGAGCUGCUGAUGGAGAUAAUCGAGGAAGCGGAGGAGUUCAAAAUUGACUUCUAUAGGAGGCGCACUGUUACUAUUGGGAACAACAAAGCUGCAAACAGAGAGAAGGAGAAGCUAUUUUUGGCAAGUCGGGAGAAGUUCCAUGCUGAAGCUGAGAAGAAUUACUGGAAGGCAAUCGGAGAACUUAUCCCGCAUGAGGUGCCGGCCAUAGAGAAAAGAGGGAAGAAGGACAAGGAGAAAAAGCCUUCCAUUGUUGUGAUCCAGGGGCCCAAGCCUGGGAAGCCAACUGAUCUCUCAAGGAUGCGUCAGAUACUUCUGAAGCUCAAGCACAAUCCUCCUCUCCAUAUGAAGCCAAAACCACCACCACCACCACCACCUUCGACAGAAACCAAAAAGGAUUCUAAAACCACCGGUCCCACAGCUGUUGGUGCUAGUGUUGCUCCUCCCAAGACUGCAGCUGCAGCAACCCCCGAGGCUUUAGCUGCCGUUUGAGAAGGAAGUGGCUAUUUACUCAAGUCUUCUUAUGUAUGUAAAAAGUAUGUUGCUGUGACUCGGAGAUGCCGGGUUUAUAUGAUGCUAAAAACAGCUAUGAUAGGUGGAAGUGAGUCUUUAUGUGCAUACUAGUUUGGGAGUCUAGCCAAUGUAGAAGGGGUACCUGCAUUAUGUAUCUAUCUAUUCUGCUUGUUUGCUGU